ACCCUACGUACGUACGUACCGCAAAAAGUCAGAGGAUCAGAAGAUCACUUUGUUUGUUCAUUUUAUUUGUUUAUUUUUAUCGGCUUUCAUUGUUGAUUCUUUCAUACCAAGGCUUGAUAAAUGGAGGAUGAAGAUUUAUUUAGGCAGCCUCACGAAGGACUGCUAAACAAGUUCACCAAUGUCGUCAAGGGGUGGCAGUACAGAUGGUUUGUUCUUGACCCCAGCAGAGGGGUUCUUGAAUACUUCCUGAAUGAGGAAGGCAAAAAGCAGAAACCAAGAGGAGCAAUUCACCUGUCUGGAGCUGUUGUAUCACCUAGUGAUGAAGAUUCUCAGACCUUCAUGGUGAAUGCUGCUAAUGGGGAAGUAUAUAGACUUCGUGCUCAAGAUGCCAAAGAGAGACAGCUGUGGGUUAGCCGUCUGAGGUCUAUCGUCCAGAGACAAAGGGAUAUGCUUAUGGAUUUCAGGGACCCGUCCCUGACAGCAUCUUCCGAAUCCCUCCACAACCGCACAUCGUCAAAAUGGAGUCUCCACAGGAACUCGCCACGCAGCUCGGUCUCCUCUCAUGCCGGUGGCAGCGGUGGGAUGCCGAGGCAAACCAGGACAUCGGCCACACUGACCGCAACGCAAGAGUCCUUGAGGAAUGCAAAAGACAUCCUGAUAGUAGCCGAAGAACAACAGAAGAGCAUGGUCAAGGGAUUGGAGUCAUUACCAACCACAGGACCAGGUAUCAAUAGCUUAGACCAUGAUUGUUUAUUAUUGAAAGCAACUUCCCAAGCCACUAUGGAAUGCUUAGAAGACUGUCUCACGAUGCUGCAACGCCAGGAGUUGACCCAAGGUCAAAGGUCGGCCGAGGAGCUUGAACUCUCACAGAGCAUGGCCAACAUCAGGGCCCCCGGGUCUCAUCGCAAGGCAAAACAAAUCAGUGUUGACAUCAGGACACACCUCCCGGAAACCAGACCCCCUGCGGAUCACCAAGCCAUCCAAUCAGCAAGCAGCAGAGCGAUGACAUCACCGCAGAGGGGCGGACCCGGAGGCAUAGGCGGACCCAAUACCAACACAUCUCAUAAUGUACCAACCCCUUUAAGCCACGAUGAUGAGGUCGCUGAUGCGGAUGAUGAUGCCGAUAAGGACCUCGGUGGAGUCGAAGAACAUAAGAGCAUCAUCCUCCAUCUACUCUCUCAACUCAAACUAGGAAUGGAUCUGACAAAGGUUGUUUUACCAACUUUUAUUCUGGAGAGACGGUCAUUGCUUGAAAUGUUUGCAGACUUCAUGGCCCUUCCACACAUGUUUGCAAGAAUACCAACAUUACCGACAGCUGAAGCCAGGAUGCUUGCUGUAGUAGAGUACUAUCUAUCUUCAUUUCAUGUUGGACGAAAGGGUUCUCUUGCCAAAAAGCCAUACAAUCCAAUCCUAGGAGAGACAUUCCACUGUUCGUGGGUGGUGCCUUCCUCUCCUUCCACCAGCCAAUCACAGGACUCUAUGCUAAACGGUGACCAAUCAGGACGAGGGGCAUCAUCAGAUGGGAGGGGGUCAGACAGGGUGACCUUUGUUGCCGAGCAGGUAUCCCAUCAUCCUCCUGUUUCAGCAUUCUACGCAGAGUGUGCAGCCAAGCGGAUUUGUAUGAACGCAUCGGUCUGGACGAAAUCAAAGUUCCUUGGCAUGUCCAUAGGUGUUAAUAUGAUUGGCGAAUGUGCUGUACACGUAUUGGAGCACGGGGAGACGUACACUCUCACGUUCCCUAACGCAUAUGGAAGGUCCAUACUCACGAUACCGUGGAUGGAGUUAGGGGGAAAGGUUCUGAUACAGUGCGCAAAGUCAAAUUAUUCAGCUUCGAUUGUCUUCCACACCAAGCCCUUUUAUGGAGGCAAAGUUCAUAGGUUAACAGCGGAGGUCAAGAAUCCAGCCAGUCAGACGAUCUGUAAGGUCAACGGGGAAUGGAAUGGAACUUUGGAGUUCAACUACUCAUCUGGGGAGCAUAAAAUCAUUGAUACGAGCAAGCAGUCUGGCUGUCCGAAGAGAGUCCGGCCGAUCGGUAUGCAAGGAGAGUACGAGUCCAGGAGAUUAUGGCAGAAUGUGACCUCGAGCUUGAAGGUUGGGGAUAUCAACACAGCCACAGAACACAAGAGAUAUCUGGAAGAAAGACAAAGGCAGGAAAAGAAAUUAAGAAUGGAAACCAACACACCCUGGCGAACCAAGCUGUUCUCCCCCGCUCCUAACAAUGGAUGGGUCUACAACCACAUACUCAAGCAUUAGAGACGACGGCAUGCAGGGUUGAUCCAUUCUGCAUAGAGGAGGCAGGAUGAAGAAUUGAUGAUAGACAUAAAUGCCCUAGCAAACCAGGCUGUUUUCCCCCGCUCCCAACAAUUGACUAGUCUACAACCGUAUACCGAAGCAUUAGCCACUAUUACAUGCAGGGUUGAUCCAUUCUGCAUAGAGGGGACAGGAUGAGAAAUCAAUGAUAGAAACUAAAAUGCCCUGAAAAAAGCAAGCUGUUUUCCUCUGCACCCAACAAUGGAAGUAUACAACUGCAUACUCAAUCAUUAGGGACUACUGCAUAGAGGGAUGACCCAUUCUGCAUAGAGGAGGCAAGAUGAGAAUUGAUGACUGAGACUAAAAUGCCCUGAAAACCAAGCUCUUCUCCCCUGCACCCAACGAUGGCGGAUUCUACAACCACAUACUCAAGCACUAGAGACCACUGCAUGUAAGGUUGAUCCAUUCUGCACAGAGGGGGCAGGAUGAGUAAAAUAAUCCUUAGAAAACCAACCUGUCCUCCCCUACACCAGACAAUGGACGAGAGUGUGGCCGUAUCAUCAAGCAUUAGAGACCACUGCGAUGCAGGGUUGAUCCAUUUAACAUAGAAGAGGCAGGAUUUUUCAUCAAACACAAAAUUAAUUUUGAACUAAAUUAGGUCAGCUUAAUAAAGUUUUCCAAUAUGAUUCCUUCCUCAUAUGCUGUUAUGUUUGCCAGCUCACAAUAUACGAACAUUCUCCACCCCAUGGGGAGGGGCUAUUUAGUGAGGGUUAGUGUUUCUUUAUUGUAGUCUUCUGAUGAUUCUUGCUUCAGAUGUUAUUUGUACAAUGUUUGUACAUUAUCCACUCCAGGAGUGGGGGUUAUUUUGUGAGGGUCUUUUUGUUUCUAUGUUUAGUUGACAUCAACUUUAAUGAUUCCUGCCUCAAAAUUAUGUUUGUAUCCUAUAACUUGCAUUUGCCUGCUCUCAUGAUAUGUACACUCUCUGCUCCCCAGGAAUGUCUCUUGACUAUCUCUUGUCCUGUUUUGCACUGUAGUCAACUUGUGAUUCCUGCCUUAAUUGCUAUUUGUGUCCUAUACAUUGCAUCAGCUUACUGAUAUGGUGUGUACACUCUCCACUCCCUGUGAUUAUCUCUUGAAACUUUCUUUCUCUAUGCUACAAUGUAGUCAACUUAUGAUUCCUGCCUCAAAAUGCCGUUUGUAUCCUCUAACUUGUAUUUGCCUGCUCACAUGGUGUGUACACUCUCCGCUCCCUGGGAGUGUCUCUUGACAAUCUCUUGUAAAGUGUUGUACUGUAGUCAACUUGUGAUUCCUGCCUUUAAUGCUAUUUGUAUUCUUUAACUUGUAUAUACCUGCUCAAACAAUGGGUACAUUCUCUGCUCCCUAGGUGUAUUUUUUAUAAUCUCAAGUCCUGUGUUGCACUGUAGUCAACUUGUGAUUUUUGCCAUGUAUGCUAUUUCUGUCCAAUAACUUGCAUCAGCUUACUGACAAGGUGUGUACACCCUCCGCUCCUUGUGAGUAUCUCUUGACAUGCUCUUUCCUAUGCUACAAUGUAGUCAAUUUAUUAUUCCUGCCUCAAAUGGUUUUGUAUCCCUUAACUUGGAUUUAACCUGUACAAUGUGUGUACACACUCCACUCCCUGGGUUGUAUUUCUUGACGAUUUGUCAUUUCUUGAUGAUCUCUUUUCCUAUUUUGCACUGUAGUCAAUUUAUGAUUCCUGCCUCUAAUACUAUUUUUUCUGUUACUUGAAUUUGCCUGCUCACAAUGUAUGUACAUUUUCCGCUCCCUGGGAGUAUCUCUUGAUGCUCUCUUUUCCGAUUUUGCACUGUAGUCAACUCAUGAUUCCUGCCUUGUAUGCUAACUGUCCUAUAACUUGAAUUGACCUGCUUACAUGUUGUGUACUCUCUCCGCUCCCUAGGAGUGUCUCUUGACUGUCUGUUUCCUAUUUGGGACUGUAGUCAACUUAUGAUUCCUGCCUUACAAUGCUAGUUGCAUACAUAACUUGUAUUUGCUUGGUACCUUUCCCACUCCCUGGGAGUAUCUUUUCCUGUGAUGCACUGUAUUCAACAUAUUCCUGCUUCCAAUGCUGUAUGUAUCUCCAGAACUUGUAUUCUCUACUGCUAUUUCCUUUUUCUAUUAGGUGUUUCCUAGGAGAGUAGAUAAGAGAUGUAGCUUAUGGUAUUCACCCUGACGAAGUGUCACUGGCCCGUGUUCUAAACUGCGGUUCAAUUUAAACCCUGGUCUAAAGUUGUUGUUUAACUACGGAUAAUCAAAUAUGAUGCAGAUCAAUAACGCCCUAGAAUGCCCUAUAUACAUGUUGGCCUGUAUUCUGAACUCGGGUUUAAAUUAAACCCUGGUUUAAAGUUGUGGUUUAACUAUAGAAAGCCAAUUGGAGCACAAAUCCCUUACAGUACACAUCCAAUUUAUUAACUCAUAUGGCACCAAAAUUGUUCAAAAUUGUCUGGGAAUGAUAACUGAAGUAUUUUUUUUAGUUAUGAAAGCAAAAUGAAAAAAAAUAGUAAACAUAAGAAAUAUACAAGAUAAACAGAAUUUUUUAAUUUUUGGCUCGCCAUGAUUUUAGCACAGAUUUAGACCGUGGUCUAAGUUAAACCUGACUUACGAAUACAGGCCUAUAAAGACACUGUGUGGCCCUGUACUUUCCAGCAAGGUGAACCCAACAUUCCUGCUCUUGAUACAGAACAAAUAAUCAUUCACUGCAAACAGAUUUGUGCUGAAAGUAGCACCACUCAGCUUCAAUAGCUGACUACACCAGCAGGUGUUGAAACUACACCAUGAUGAAGUGUAAUGACCUUCCAUUUCCUGGUGUCAACUUGACACCGCAUCCGGUGGUAUACUUACACUUUGCUAGUGUUGUGUCAAUAGGGACACUACUUGGCAUUGACUUAGCACCACUGGUGUUAAUUCUAAUGGUGCAGCACUGGCCUAGGGGUAAAAUGGGACGACACCGUGUGGUGAUACUUUGGUGUAAAUUUACACCAAUUUUUUUUUUUUCACCCAAGUAGUUGAACAGGGAUUUUUUCUCUAUUAAAAAAUCAAAAUGAACAAGAAUCAGGAUUCCCCUAUAAAAGGCUAUUAGACUUUGACGUGACAACCAUGGGUGUUACAAGCACGGUGUUGAAUAUUUAACACCCAACAUUUCACAGUGUAUGGAUGGAACUAAAAUUAUGGCCUUUUUAUUCCUUGCUAUCCAUAAGUAUACCCUAGAUUUUGACUACAGCUCCAACGUCAAGGUCACAACGGGCUAUCAGGAUUCUAUCAUUUUCCCUGUUUGAAACUUGUAUUCUUUUCGUAUUCACGAAGGUAGGAUCUUGUCAGUGCAUCCAAUCUUUAUCUUCAUAAUAAAUGCAUUGUUUGCAACCGAUAGUCGAAUUGUGUAUACUGUACAAUAUACCGGCAGUCAACUUUGAAGCUGCAUUUUUUUUUUCAUGAUUGUUUUCCAAAUUUUUGUUGAUAUGAGUGGUUGAGAAAAAAAAAACAUUGCAGCUGAAUUAUCCGCUUUUUGCAAAAUGAAAAAAGGAAAAAAUAGAUAAUGAGGAUAUCAAAGGAUUUUGUCUUAUUUGGGUAAUGGCUUCUUCAUCUGUGCAAUAAAUUAGAAAUGGAAUGUAUUAUGUAACAUUGAUAUAUGGAUAAAAUAAAACAAUGGGUAUGAUUCUCUUGUUAGAUUUUAGUGGCGGGUAAAUGACAAGUGUUGGUAUUCAUGUUUGCGGGUGACACCGGUAAAAUAUUAUACAUGUUUAUGUAUAUAUCUAUAUUCAUAAAUGGUUAACCAAAAUAUAUGCAUAUAUUAUGAAAUGAUAUCAAAGCCCCAAUGAUCAUAAAGCUAAAGUGACUUGGUUUAACGUUUGUUCACACACAAUUAUCACUGCAGUCAAUCGUAGAAAUGAACCCUGUGAUCGAUUUCUGAGCUUUAUGAAUCAGGGUCCUGUCUUACAAAGAGUUACGAUUGAUCCGAUCAAUCGGAUCCAUCACUGUCACAAUAUUUUCUCCAGGAAAUUUGCAUGAUGUCCUUUGUAAACAAAGAGAAGCACACUGAAUUUUCAAGAAACAAUGAAUAUGAUAAUAAUUAAAGAUUUGUAUAGCGCACAUAUCUGUCAAUGACACUCAAGGCGCACAAUAAACUACUUAUAUAAUACAGAAAAUAAAAUUAAUCAAUUAGUAUACAUCAUAUCUAGAAUAUAUUUUGAACAAGAUGUUGACGUUGCUGGCUUUCCAUAGUUGUGAUUGAUCGGAUAAAUCGUAACUCUAUGGAAAUCCAUCAGUGUCAUAAUUUUUCUACAGGAAAUUUGCACAAUGUCCUUUGUAAACAGAGAAGCACAGUGAAUUUUCAAGAAAACAAUGAAUGCAUGAAUAUGCAUCAUAGUUAGAAGAUAUUUUGAACAAACAUGCAUAAAAAGAUGUUUAAGUUGCUGGCCGUCGAUAGUUGUGAUUGAUCAGAUCAAUCGCAACUCUUUGUAAGACAGGGCCCAAGUCUCUGAUUGUAUUAUUUUAAGUUCUAUAUCAUCAUAAUUAUACAAGUUAAAAGUAGCACUUAAGAAAUGUGUCUUUGUGUUUUAUUGGUUUAUUAUUUAUAUUAUACACUGAAUGUUAUUUAUAUCAAUAUGGCCAAUUUGUUGGGUUUUUCGUUUCAACUAGUGAAAAAAAGUUGCUAGGUAUGCCGAUGAAUUGCUCUGAUGCUUGCUUGCAGCAUAAAACUAUCUUAAUUGUAAUGUAUCUUCAGUGGUCUUACACAUAAUCAUUGCAAUCGAUCAUAAAAAUCGGAUCUGUGAUCAAUUACCAAGUUUUAUGUAACAUCGCCCUGUACUAACAAGGCAUUUGAAUGAAAGUUAUUAGUUUACAUAUAACAUUUUGGUUCAUUUUUCGUGUAAAUUGAUAUGUAUUUGAUACAAGAGAGAUAUAUGUAUAUGGCUAAUAUUGAGAGUAAAAUAAGAGAAGUAUAAGAUCACUGAUUUUGGUGGUAUUCAAAUGACAAUUUUCAAACACAUAAUAUUGUAGAGAAUAUAAACUUUAUUAAAUUACAUGCUACAUUGUGAA
Lytechinus pictus (painted urchin) is the source of this 7299-nucleotide messenger RNA. RefSeq names its product oxysterol-binding protein-related protein 11-like. The transcript is spliced from 19 exons. The coding region runs from base 121 to 2253 and encodes 710 amino acids. Gene Ontology annotation, molecular function: sterol binding. Gene Ontology annotation, cellular component: membrane; intracellular membrane-bounded organelle; cytosol. NCBI's taxonomy places the organism in Eukaryota, Metazoa, Echinodermata, Echinoidea, Temnopleuroida, Toxopneustidae. The record is from RefSeq and is a predicted model, not a curated record.